Carlito syrichta (Philippine tarsier) is the source of this 1524-nucleotide messenger RNA. RefSeq names its product retinoid X receptor alpha (gene RXRA). Gene Ontology annotation, molecular function: nuclear steroid receptor activity; retinoic acid-responsive element binding; zinc ion binding. NCBI's taxonomy places the organism in Eukaryota, Metazoa, Chordata, Mammalia, Primates, Tarsiidae. The transcript has 9 exons. The record is from RefSeq and is a predicted model, not a curated record. Bases 52 to 1371 code for a protein of 439 amino acids. Gene Ontology annotation, biological process: retinoic acid receptor signaling pathway; positive regulation of transcription by RNA polymerase II; anatomical structure development. Gene Ontology annotation, cellular component: RNA polymerase II transcription regulator complex; nucleus.
UCCACCCAGGUGAACUCCUCGUCCCUCAACUCCCCAACGGGCCGGGGCUCCAUGGCCGCCCCCUCGCUGCACCCUUCCCUGGGGCCUGGCAUCGGCUCCUCGCUCGGCUCCCCGGGGCCGCUGCACUCGCCCAUCAGCACCCUGAGCUCCCCCAUCAACGGCAUGGGCCCGCCCUUCUCGGUCAUCAGCUCCCCCAUGGGCCCCCACUCCAUGUCGGUGCCCACCACGCCCACCCUGGGCUUUGGCACUGGCAGCCCCCAGCUCAACUCCCCCAUGAACCCCGUCAGCAGCAGCGAGGACAUCAAGCCCCCGCUGGGCCUCAAUGGCGUCCUCAAGGUCCCCGCCCACCCCUCAGGAAACAUGGCGUCUUUCACCAAGCACAUCUGUGCCAUCUGCGGGGACCGCUCUUCAGGCAAGCACUACGGGGUGUACAGCUGCGAGGGCUGCAAGGGCUUCUUCAAGCGGACGGUGCGUAAGGACCUGACCUACACCUGCCGGGACAACAAGGACUGCCUGAUCGACAAGCGGCAGCGCAACCGCUGCCAGUACUGCCGCUACCAGAAGUGCCUGGCCAUGGGCAUGAAGCGGGAAGCCGUGCAGGAGGAACGCCAGCGGGGCAAGGAUCGCAACGAGAACGAGGUGGAGUCCACCAGCAGCGCCAACGAUGACAUGCCCGUGGAGAAGAUUCUGGAAGCCGAACUGGCCGUGGAGCCCAAGACCGAGACCUACGUGGAGGCAAACAUGGGGCUGAACCCCAGCUCGCCCAACGACCCCGUCACCAACAUCUGCCAGGCAGCCGACAAGCAGCUGUUCACCCUGGUGGAGUGGGCCAAGCGGAUCCCGCACUUCUCAGAGCUGCCGCUGGACGACCAGGUCAUCCUGCUGCGGGCCGGCUGGAACGAGCUGCUCAUCGCCUCCUUCUCCCACCGCUCCAUCGCCGUGAAGGACGGGAUCCUCCUGGCCACCGGGCUGCACGUCCACCGGAACAGCGCCCACAGCGCAGGGGUGGGCGCCAUCUUUGACAGGGUGCUGACGGAGCUGGUGUCCAAGAUGCGGGACAUGCAGAUGGACAAGACAGAGCUGGGCUGCCUGCGAGCCAUUGUGCUCUUCAACCCCGACUCCAAGGGGCUCUCGAACCCGGCCGAGGUGGAGGCGCUCAGGGAGAAGGUCUACGCGUCCCUGGAGGCGUACUGCAAACACAAGUACCCCGAGCAGCCGGGAAGGUUCGCCAAGCUGCUGCUGCGCCUGCCGGCCCUGCGCUCCAUCGGGCUCAAGUGCCUGGAACACCUGUUCUUCUUCAAGCUCAUCGGGGACACGCCCAUCGACACCUUCCUCAUGGAGAUGCUGGAAGCCCCGCACCAAAUGACUUAGGCCCUCGGCCCCUCACCCGCCGGGCCGGCCGCCCCGUCUGGACGCCAGCUGCUCUCAGCCUGAGCCUGCUCCGCCCUUCUCUGCCUGGCCUGUCUGGACCUUUGGGGCGCAGCCUGUCACUGCUCGGCCUGAGAGACAUGUCACCUCCUCAUU